GCUCAAUUGGUGUUUCUGUAUCUUUUAGAGAUGGCGUAGGAGUGGUGGCCACAUGGGCUUCAGAAAGCUCUGAUCUUGGGAAUAGGGACUGCAAGCUAGAGUUAACUAUGGAUGAUUGUGGUGACUGCCUAUCAGCUCCCGGAGGCCAAAGCUAUGGAGUUUUCCAAAAAGCCUCUGACAGAAACUGCACGUACUUCGUAGAAUUUUUAUAAGCAGCCACACACCCAAGCUCCUUCCCCACGUGUCUCUUACAUCUCUGCCAUUCCGCUUCCUCUGCUCUCCGAGCCACUAGACCGGAAGGGUCCUCGAACAAAACUGUCCGGUUGGUUUUUCGGGGCUCCCGGGAAAGUCGUUCCGGCUGGAGGGAACCAAAGUAAGCAAAAUCCAAGGCGGCUGUGGCAGUGGCAUCAUGAAGAAGGAGCAGGUGCUCCACUGUCAGUUCUCCGCUUGGUAUCCGCUCUUCAGGAACCUCACUAUCAAGAGUGUCAUUCUUCCACUGCCUCAGAAUGUGAAGGAUUAUUUACUUGAUGAUGGAACUCUGGUGGUCUCAGGAAGGGAAGAUCCACCAACGUGUUCUCAACCAGACAGUGACAACGAGGGAGAAGAAAUACAGUGGUCAGAUGAUGAGAACACAACAACACUUACGGCACCAGAGUUUCCUGAGUUUGCAAUUAAAGUUCAAGAAGCCAUCAAUUCCCUGGGGGGUAGUGUAUUCCCUAAACUUAACUGGAGUGCACCAAGGGAUGCUUACUGGAUAGCGAUGAAUAGUUCUCUGAAGUGUAAAACGCUCAGCGACAUCUUUCUACUUUUCAAGAGUUCUGACUUCAUUACUCGUGACUUUACUCAACCGUUUGUUCACUGUACUGAUGAUUCCCCAGACCCUUGUAUGGAAUAUGAGCUUGUUCUUCGAAAAUGGUGUGAAUUAAUUCCUGGGGCAGAAUUCAGAUGUUUUGUCAAGGAAAAUAAGCUUAUUGGUAUAUCCCAGAGGGACUAUACACAGUAUUAUGAUCACAUUUCUAAGCAAAAUGAAGAGAUCUGUAGAUCCAUACAGGAUUUUUUCAAGAAACACAUACAAUAUAAAUUCUUAGAUGAAGACUUUGUAUUUGAUGUAUACCGAGAUAGUAUGGGCAAAGUGUGGCUAAUUGAUUUUAAUCCAUUUGGUGAAGUAACAGACUCACUACUGUUCACAUGGGAAGAACUAAUAUCUGGAAAAAACUUAAAAGGUGAACAUAAUGAAGGAGAGGCUCUCGAACAGGAUUCUCCAACCUUUCGUUGCACAAACAGUGAAGUUACAGUACAACCAAGUCCCUACCUGAGUUACCGACUUCCUAAAGAUUUUGUAGAUCUCUCCACUGGUGAAGAUGCUCAUAAACUAAUAGACUUUCUAAAACUGAAAAGAAAUCAACAAGAAGAUGACUGAUAAGAGCCAGAGAGUUAAAGGCUUAAGUAAAGAAGAAAGCUUGUAGGCUUCUUCACUAGGCUGCUUGUAGGCCAGACCCUUCUACCAACCUGAAGAAAAACCAAUCAAUUGCUUUUUAUAUUCAUGUAUAUUCAACUAGAAAAAAAUGGAGAGACUUUGUUACCAUGUCAAAAUAGCAUAAUAAAUAGAGAACUUCAACAUAGGAAUCUAUCUUGUUCUAGUGGUAUGAAACAUUUUGUAUGGUCUAAUUGGUCUUUUGACUCAGCCUGUGAAGCCAAAUUAAGCUAAGCUUCUUGUAAUAUUUUGUGCCCAAUAGGUAGGUGGAUAAACUUGUGUUGCUGUUAUGCAAUAAUGAAUUUAGAUUAAUUAGCUUUAUCUUUUGGAAUAACCCCAGGUUGCCAUGGGCUUUCUUGCUUUCUUUUUUUUUUUUUAACUUUGAAGAGACUCUUAUAAUCUUUGUAUCAAUUUGUUCUUGAUCUUCAGUUUUUUGGAUAACAAAAAAUUCUUAGUUUCAUCAGAUUUUCAUGAUCAUAUUAAUAUUGUGUCAAAUUAUAACAUAAAGUUUACUGUAGUUUAGGUAAGAGAUCUCCUUAUUUUGUUUUUAAGAAUUAUGUGAUAUCAGUUCUCUUAAUGAUUAAACCAUUCUCCAAAAGUUUAUUUGGCACUUGGGAACCGAGGUUUAAUAUUUCAAUGCCCUGUUGUCCCAAAUGCCAACAGCAGAAGUCCAUGAAAGUGAAUACAGUUCUCCAGAGUGCUUCAUGUGUUCCCAGAGUGCAUCUUGUUCUUCACUUGUAAAAAACACACUGGCAUAAUAUAGCUGGAGAGGCCAGAGAGAUGUGGAGAGAGAAAAAAGUCAUCCUGACAAUUUCCCCUUGCAACCUUCACCUGUGCUCCACACCCAAUACACACACACACACACACACACACACACACACACACACACUGACUUGGUGACUCUGAGCAAGGAACUUCUCCAGUAGUGCUCUAGACAACUGUCCAGGACUAUCAGGUCCAUUGGAGUCACUGACCCUCUUUGGUAAAGGGGUUACCUACAAUCAGUUAAAUGACAGGCCCACCUCCAUCCCCUCUUUGGGUAUUGCGUUUUCAUAAGAAAGAGAGCAGUAUACAUCUUUAUUCCUGGCAAAUAAAGACCACAUGGUAGAAGGCGUCAUGCCUAUUUGUUCAUUCUAGAUUCAAUUUUGCCUUUUUGCUUUUAGAUUAUGAGCCAUUAUUACUCAUGUUGUCGCCUCUGCAAGUCCUUAAGUACCAAUAGAUGUUUUAAAAGAACAUUCCAGGUGUUCUCCUGUGUCUGUUUCAAUUUUCCACAGGGCUGGAGUAACUGGAAGAAUGAGAAGUUUGAUGUGCAUACUACAAGACUUAGAAUUUUAGAUUAUACUUUUCAUCAUUUAAGUAGCAUCAUCCAUUAUUUCUUUGCAAUGUUCUAGAAUUGUCUUGAAUUAAUUGUUUAUGAGUCAAUAUCUUUACUUGUUCCCAUAAUCUUAUAAAUCUGAGGAGAUGCCAUUGAAGUUGUACCCUUAUUGAUCAUUUUGGGAUAAUGUGUUUAUCUAUACAGGUGAUAGUGUUCAAGGUGGGCUUCUGUUUUGAUUUUAUUUUGGUAAAAAAUAUCUAUAGGCUGAUUCUUAUUAGAGAAAUUUCUAUGCUAACUUGGCUCUUAGUUUAUUUACAUGAUGUAAAAUGUGUCUGGCGAAAUUUUAUUUUUUUAAAUUAUAAAAUCCUAUAGUAUGCCUCUAAAAAAGAACAAAUAUUAUUUAUAUAUGCAUUUCAAAUAGGAUCCAAAAUUUAUUGUUUAUUAAUAUGUGCUUUUCCCAAAAUAUUUUAAAGGGACAUAGCCUCCUUUUCAAAGGAAUGUAGAAAAGGUAUGCCUAUUCUUAGAUUCUCAUCUGUUCUUGACACCUAGAGGCAGCAUGGUGUAAUAAUGUAAAGAAGAUUGUGUUUUGGAAUCAAUUCCUCACCCUGCUACUUACUACUUGUGUGACCUUGGAUAGGGCCUUUGUAGAAACCUACAACUUGCACAUCCUCACUCACUGACAUCUUGAAAGAUAUAGGAAGCAGUACAAUUAGGAAAGAGAGUAAACUAUUUAGAGACUCAUUUGUAUGAGUUGGGGUUGGGGUUGGUGCCUGGAGGGCCCAUAGGAGUCUUCCAAUCCAACCUCUUCAUUGUUCAGAUUUUUAAAACUCAAAAGCAACAAUGGCUUUCCUAGGAUUACACAAUCCAUCUCCUCUGACUGUAGGUUCACUGUACUUUAUACUAUAACAUGUUCUAGGCUUUAUCUCCCAUCCCCUUCAAAUCAUGUUGAAGUGUUCCAAACAUAACUGCACCCUGACUCUGAAGUCAUAGAAUCAUUUAGAUUUAUUAAAAAAAACAUUCAAUCAUUGAAAUUGAUGAUUCUUGCCUUUCUCCCCAUUGAGAAGGAAAGCAAAAGCCUUGUAAUAACCAGGUCAUAUAGAUUUAUAGCCAAAAGGAACCUUAUAGGUUAUCUAGUCCAAUCCUCUCUUUAUAAAUGAGCAAACUGCAGCACAAAGAUGAAGUAAUUUGCCCAAGAUCUCACAUUUGUUGGCAGAAGAGCAUUCCAUCUUAGAUCCUUGAACUCCAAAUUCAGCAGAGAAAAUUUUCAAGUGUGUUGAACCAAUGAAAUGAAUAAAUGUGGAUAUCUGGAAGCAUAAUGGAAAUGGAAUAUUAAAACAUGAUCCCUGUGUCUUGUGAACCAUGAUCCCAAUGAAUAUGUGUUUAGAACCACAUGUUUUUUUAAUGACUGUGAGCCAUGAGGUACAAAUAGCUUGUCACAUUGAGGCUCAUUCCUUUGUAUUCAUAUUAAUGUUAUUUUGUUAAUAAAAUUUAAUUGUAUUUGAGCUAUAAAAACUUUUGACUUCCUUAGAAAGUGAUUCCUGCUUUUGAAUAGUCUCAUAAUUCAGAAGCUACCAUGUCUGUUUUUGUCAGUUAUGAAAACUAGUAUAACUUUAAAAUAUGUUGUCUGUCUGAAUAAUUGAUUUUUUCCUUCCAUAUUUGGAACUUAUUUAUUUCAAUGCAUAAGGAUCUUAGCUGGGAUAACAGGAUCAUAUAUUUAUAGAUUUUCUCUUUAAAUAAAGAACUGAAAUUGAA
Messenger RNA from Monodelphis domestica (gray short-tailed opossum), 4541 nucleotides. It is a transcript of the gene CDC123, whose product is annotated as cell division cycle 123. The record is from RefSeq and is a predicted model, not a curated record. Lineage: Eukaryota; Metazoa; Chordata; Mammalia; Didelphimorphia; Didelphidae. Gene Ontology annotation, cellular component: cytoplasm.